Messenger RNA from Bufo gargarizans (Asiatic toad), 1170 nucleotides. RefSeq names its product probable ATP-dependent RNA helicase DDX4. The record is from RefSeq and is a predicted model, not a curated record. The annotation marks the transcript as partial. Lineage: Eukaryota; Metazoa; Chordata; Amphibia; Anura; Bufonidae. Gene Ontology annotation, biological process: gamete generation; cell differentiation. The transcript has a single exon. Gene Ontology annotation, molecular function: ATP binding; RNA binding; RNA helicase activity. Gene Ontology annotation, cellular component: nucleus; P granule.
CCCAUCUUGGCUCCUAUGAUGAAAAGUGGGGUUGCAGCGAGUCAGUUUAAAGAUCUUCAGGAACCAGAAGCCAUAAUUGUUGCUCCUACCAGAGAGCUGAUCAAUCAGAUUUACCUAGAUGCUUGGAAAUUUGCAUACGGAACUGUCGUUCGUCCAGUUGUAAUCUAUGGAGGAACACAAACGUCUCAUUCACUGCGCCAGAUAUUUCAAGGCUGCAACAUCCUUUGUGCGACACCUGGGAGGUUACUGGACGUUAUUAACAAGGAGAAGAUUGGGUUGAGCCAAGUGAAAUACCUUGUUCUGGAUGAAGCUGAUCAUAUGCUGGACAUGGGUUUUAUGGAAGAUGUAAGAAAAUUGUUGUCAAGUCAAGGAAUGCCAAAAAGAGAAGAAAGGCAAACCUUAAUGUUCAGUGCCACGUUCCCUACGCCCAUACAAAAUCUUGCUAGAGAGAUUUUGAAGCCAGAUUAUCUGUUCGUGGUUGUCGGACAAGUUGGUGGCGCGUGCAGUGAUGUCGAACAGCAGAUAAUUGAAGUGGAAGAGUAUGGAAAGAGGGCUAAACUGCUGGAACUUUUACAACUCAUAGGCCAUGAGCGCACAAUGGUUUUUGUGAAAACCAAAAAGACGGCGGAUUUCAUUGCAACAUUUCUUUGUCAAGAAAAAAUCCCCUGCACAAGCAUUCACGGGGACAGAGGGCAAAGAGAGCGGGAGAAAGCUCUGGGCGACUUCCGCUCUGGACAGUGUCCUGUGAUUGUUGCCACGUCUGUUGCUGCCAGAGGAUUAGAUAUCGAGAACGUCCUUCAUGUGAUAAAUUUUGACAUCCCUGGUGAUGUUGACGAAUAUGUUCACAGAAUCGGCCGAACUGGACUCUGCGGCAACACUGGAAAAGCCUUUUCUUUUCUUUUUUUUUAUAAGAUUGGUGAUGACGAGCAAAAAAUUGUCCGUGGACUAGUGAAAGUUUUAACCGAUUCUCACCAGGAGGUACCUGCUUGGCUUGAAGAGAUGGCGUUCAGUGCCCAUGGCAUGCCAACCUUUAGUUCACAGCCAAGCAAAUUUGCUUCAGUGGAUAGCAGGAAGAGAGGUGACUUCAAGGAGGACAACGGUUACAGCAAUCCUGGCAUUUCACAACCUGCAGCGCGGGCGGCAGCGGAGGAGGAGGAAGAUUGGGGCUAG